Molecule: messenger RNA, 3290 nt
Organism: Echinops telfairi (small Madagascar hedgehog)
Lineage: Eukaryota; Metazoa; Chordata; Mammalia; Afrosoricida; Tenrecidae
Product: zinc finger protein 345-like
Exons: 5
Coding region: 232-2364 (710 amino acids)
Biological process (GO): negative regulation of transcription by RNA polymerase II
Cellular component (GO): nucleus
Molecular function (GO): RNA polymerase II transcription regulatory region sequence-specific DNA binding; DNA-binding transcription repressor activity, RNA polymerase II-specific
Source: RefSeq, a predicted model, not a curated record
CCAGAGAGAACCAGUCCAGUCUAGGCAGCUGGGGACUGAUUACGACAACCUUGUCCGUCCAUUCGAUCGAUCGAAGUAAGACUUUCAAAGGCUGUGACUGGCUGUGUGGACCAGACUUCAUCUGCCAGCAGGCUGCCUGGUGCCUGCGGUUCCACUGCUGUCGUUCCUACUUAAUUGGCUUCUAGGGUUUACAGAGGAUAUUCAGUUAACGGUUGAGAAACCACCUUGGAAAUGGACUCGGUGGUCUUUGAGGAUGUGGCUCUGGACUUUACUCGAGAAGAGUGGGCUUUGCUGGAUAUUUCUCAGAGGAAACUUUACAGAGAUGUGAUGGCGGAAACCUUCAGGAAUCUGGACUCAGUCUCUCAACAAGAAAAUAAUGCACAAAAGUCUUCCAGUGAGCGUAUCAAAUUGGAAUUCAUGAAGAACGAACCGUGGCUGUUCAAAUUAGAAGAACUGUGCGAAUUCUAUGGCAGCGAGAAUCACCACGACAGCCAGGGAAGGCCUUUGAGAAAAUACACGUUUGAAGGCCUCUCUGGAACUGAAGAGCAGCACAGAAAGAAGUACAGCGCAGGUGAUCUGAGUGCAGCAUUGUUCUCCCAGAUUGAAAAUUGUACUGUGGCCACAGGAGCUCCAGGUGGAGUGAUUCCUCUUGACUUUCAGGAGGGCAGUGACAGUGCAUUCAUUCAUCACACCAGAUCACACGCUGGCUUUCAGGAGGGCGGGAAUAGUACAUUCAUUCAUCACACCAGAUCACACGCUGGGCACAAAGCUUGCCUGGAUUGUGUGGGCACUUGCAUUUGUCCCUCUUAUCUAACAUCGCAUUCAAAAUUACUUAAUGGAGGGAAAUGUUGUAAUCAUAAAGAUUGUGGGAUACCCUGUAGGUUUUCAUCACCCUACUCAAAACAUGUGAGAAGCCACAGUAUAGGAAGGCUUUAUGAAUGUAUGCAAUGCGAAAAAGCCUUUAAUUGUUCGUCAACACUCAGCAAACACAGAAAGAUUCACAGUAGAGAGAGGCCUUAUGUAUGUAAUGAAUGUGGGAAAACCUUUAGUCUCUUGUCAGCAUUAUGGCAGCAUGAGCUAAAACACAAUGAAGAGAAGCCUUAUGUAUGUAAGGAAUGUGCGAAAUGCUUUAAAUAUCCUUCAAAACUGGCCCAACAUAAUAUAAAACACAGUGGAGAGAGGCCUUAUGAGUGUAAAGAAUGUGGGAAUGCCUUUAAGUACAGUUCAACCCUGACUCAACACAUCAAAAUACACAGGAGAGAGAGGCCUUAUGAAUGUAAAGAAUGUGGGAUGGCCUUUAGUCUCUUGUCAGCAUUAUCACAACAUGAGAUAAAACACCGGGGAGAGAUGCCUUAUGAAUGUAAGGACUGUGGGAAAGGCUUUAAAUAUCCUUCAAAACUGACUCAACAUAUUAGAAAACACAGUGGGGAGAGGCCUUAUGAGUGUAAAGAGUGUGGGAAAGCCUUUAGCUGGCCUUCAGUAUUGUCACUACAUGAGCGAAAACACAGUGGAGAGAGGUCUUAUGAAUGCAAAGAAUGUGGGAAAGUCUUUAAAUAUACGUCCACCCUGGCCCAACACAUCAAAACACACAGUGGAGAGAGGCCUUAUGAGUGUAAAGAGUGUGGGAGAUCCUUUAGUUGCCCUUCAGCCCUGUCGCAACAUGAGAUAAAACACAGUGGGGAAAGGCCUUAUGAAUGUAAGGACUGUGGGAAAGGCUUUAAAUAUUCUUCAAAACUGGCUCAACAUACCAUAAAACACAGUAGGGAGAGGCCUUAUGAAUGUAAAGAAUGUGGGAAAGGCUUUAAAUAUACGUCCACCCUGGCUCAACAUAUCAAAACACACAGUGGAGAGAAGCUCUAUGAAUGUAAAGAGUGUGGGAAAGCCUUUAAGUACACUGCGACACUGGCUCAGCACAUCAAAACACACAGUGUAGAGAGGCCUUAUGUAUGUAAAGAGUGUGGGAAAGCCUUUAGUUGGCCUUCAGCCCUGUCCCAACAUAAGCGAAAACACAGUGGGGAGAAGCCUUAUGAAUGUAAAGAGUGUGGGAAAGCCUUUAGUGGGUUGUCGGCACUAUCACAACAUGAGCGAAAACACAGUGGAGAGAGGCCUUACGAAUGUAAAGAAUGCGGCAAAGCUUUUAAAUACACGUCAACCCUGGCCCAACACAUCAAAACACACAGUGGAGAGAGGCCUUAUGAGUGUAAAGAGUGUGGGAAAACUUUUAGCUGGCCUUCGGCACUCUUGCAACAUAAGAAAAAACACACAGGGGAAGAGGCUUUAGGAAUGUGCGAUGUGGAAAGAGCCUUGAAUGAUCUUUCGACCCUGAUGGAACAGAAAAAUUCACCAUGGAGUGAGGCCUCAUGAAUGGAAGAAAUGGGAGAAAGCCCUCAGUCCUCAAAUCUCAAAACACCUAGAACGCACAUGGCAGAGAAGCUUUUAAAUGUAAGGAAGGUGGGAACUACUGUUGGAUUGUAUCCCUGACUUGACACAAAGUAGUUCACAGUACAGAGAGGUCUUGUGUGCAAAAGGAUGCGAGGAACCCUUUGCUCCUUCAAAGACACAUGAUGUGUUCUAUAGAGACAAAAAGGCAAGGAGUAUGAUAAUGCCUUUAUUGCUUCCUCAUUUCUCACUAGACAGAGUCUCAGUGGAAGUGCAGGGGGAGGCUUUGUAUCUGUGUGGAAUAGGAAACUUUGCUCUCCCUAACCUUUUAGAAACUGUAUGACUGAUAUAUAAUUACUACUUAAUAUAAAGCUCUUUCUUAUACAUAAAAAAGAAACUAUAUGAAACAAUUAGGAAAAAAAAACAAAAAACCAAGCAUACACUGAUGUUAGAAACCCUUCAGGCAUCCUGUAUCUUUUUGAAAACUUGAAAGUACAUACAAUAGAAAUCAAGUAGAAGUAGCAUUAAGGGCAAGUAUUUGCUCUCACCCGGUAUUAUCCAAGGUGGUGAGGAUUCAUUCAUAUGAUAAGUCUUCAUGAAUUACUACCUCUUUUUAAUAAAUGACCAGUGGCAUUUGAAAUCUUGUGUAAGCAACCUAGAAACGUCUCAGUUUGGGAAUUCUUAAAAAUGUGUCAUUGGAAAAAAAAAAAAAGUGUCAUUUGUUGCACUAGAAAUUGACCCUAUGAUUUUAAAAGAUGAGGGAACCCUCGUUUUCUGCUCAGUACCUCUCAGCGACCUCAAACACUGUGACUGAAAGCAGAGUACCUUUCAGUUGUGGCUUUGGACGGACAUCAUCAUGGCACUCCCGAUCUUGAUUUCUUAUGUUUGAUUAAAAAUAUCCCUCAAGACUA